Molecule: messenger RNA, 2396 nt
Organism: Myodes glareolus (Bank vole)
Lineage: Eukaryota; Metazoa; Chordata; Mammalia; Rodentia; Cricetidae
Gene: Rdh10
Product: retinol dehydrogenase 10
Cellular component (GO): lipid droplet
Molecular function (GO): oxidoreductase activity, acting on the CH-OH group of donors, NAD or NADP as acceptor
Source: RefSeq, a predicted model, not a curated record
GGCCGGCCCCCGAGCACUUCGGCCCCUCGGCAUUUUGGGGGCGGACUCGGGGCGCACGCUUCGCGCCCCGAUCGCGGUGACAAGCGCUCCCGGGGCCAGGAGCUGGGCUGUCUGGCGCGGGGAGGGUGAGGACACACGGUGCUGGGGCUCGCACGGGACCCGGGACGUCGCGAUGAACAUCGUGGUGGAGUUCUUCGUGGUCACUUUCAAAGUGCUGUGGGCGUUCGUGCUGGCCGCGGCGCGCUGGCUUGUGCGGCCCAAGGAGAAGAGCGUGGCCGGCCAGGUGUGCCUAAUCACAGGCGCGGGCAGCGGCCUGGGCCGCCUCUUCGCUCUGGAGUUUGCCCGGCGCCGGGCACAGCUGGUUCUCUGGGACAUCAAUACGCAGAGCAAUGAGGAGACUGCAGGCAUGGUUCGUCACAUCUACCGGGACCUGGAGGCGGCCGACGCCGCUGCUCUGCAAGCUGGCAAUGGUGAGGAGGAAAUCCUGCCCCCUUGUAACUUGCAGGUUUUUACCUACACUUGUGACGUGGGAAAGAGGGAGAAUGUCUACCUAACAGCUGAAAGGGUCCGCAAGGAGGUCGGUGAGGUCUCGGUCCUGGUCAAUAAUGCCGGUGUGGUUUCUGGACAUCACCUCCUGGAGUGCCCUGAUGAGCUCAUUGAGAGAACCAUGAUGGUCAACUGCCAUGCACACUUCUGGACCACUAAGGCCUUUCUUCCAACGAUGCUAGAGAUUAAUCAUGGCCACAUUGUGACGGUCGCGAGCUCCCUGGGAUUGUUCAGCACUGCUGGAGUGGAGGAUUACUGUGCCAGUAAAUUUGGAGUUGUGGGUUUUCACGAAUCUCUGAGCCAUGAACUAAAGGCUGCUGAAAAGGAUGGAAUUAAAACAACUUUGGUCUGCCCUUACCUUGUAGACACGGGCAUGUUCAGAGGCUGCCGAAUCAGAAAAGAAAUUGAGCCCUUCCUGCCCCCUCUGAAGCCCGACUACUGUGUGAAGCAGGCUAUGAGGGCCAUCCUCACCGACCAGCCCAUGAUCUGCACCCCACGCCUCAUGUACAUCGUGACCUUCAUGAAGAGCAUCCUUCCUUUCGAGGCGGUCGUGUGCAUGUAUCGAUUUCUAGGGGCUGACAAGUGUAUGUACCCCUUCAUUGCGCAAAGGAAACAAGCCACAAACAAUAAUGAAGCAAAAAACGGAAUCUAAGACUGCUUUGUACGGAGUGCCAUUUCGGUCAGGACGAUCCGGUCUGUGCACAUCAGCAGUGCUGACAGUCUCUGGAUUCUAACCCCGUGUCAACUUUUUUUUUUCUAAUCAACUUUUUAAAAAAUAAUAAAAUGUAAAUUAACUGACUAGAGUGCUUGAAAAAUGUGAGCUUGGGUUUUUGCCAAUGGGGCCUUUUUUAGACAGGGCCCUAAAAAUGAGUCCAGUAUUUAGACAAGCACUAUGUGACAUCAUUAUUUUUUUAAUGAACAAGGAAGUCUAGAAAUGAUGACUACAGUGUGUUUCAUGUGUAUGGUUCUUCUGAAUUCCCACAGAAUCCACUCAUUCCUUCAUUCAUCAUUGUGAAAGUCUGGCCAGGUGGCACCCUUGCGCGUUCAAGGACUGGCAGUGCCACGUUUUGUUGUGCAUUCUGGGUUCUACUCAUGCAAGUGUGGGUGACUUGCUCAUGGUGUCUGUGGGUUUAGCUCUUGCUAAGAGGAAUUUUUGAUGUCAGUUUGAGAUCAGUGCAGUCUGAACGUCGCAGCAAAGGCCAGAGGGUCUCUCUCUCACACUUACGAUAACUAAAAUAUUAGGUGAGUUUUAAAUUCGAUCUCUGAAAUACUAAAUUGACUGUUUAGAGACCUGGUUAAUUGAAACGAUUGUCCAUUUUCUACCUGUGAAUUUCUCUGCAUAAAGGGCCCUUUCCUCAGGGAGCUGUGGAGUCACGUUUGGGGGAGGGGACCUUGUCUACAGAACACAGCAGCUUUACAAGGACAGUUUCAGAAAAUGGGAAUUUCUGCAUUAAAAAGUCCCCAUGUUUGUGCCAACUCUGGUUAGUGUGGGGAGCAGAUCUCUUAUGGAGUACUGUGGAAGGCUGUAAAGGUUCCUUUGAAAGGUCUAUUCACAUUGUAGAACAGCAAAUGACAUUUUUACAGUAUUUUUUUGUAAAGCAAACUAUUUUGUGCCUUGAAUUUGGUAUAUGUGUAUUAGUGAAACAUUGUAAAAGUGAAUCUCUACCUCUGUGUCUACGUGUGUAUCAUCCUCUUGUAAAUGACUAUGAACUAUUAUGUGAUUGCUUUUGUUUGUUUGUUUUAGGGUGUCUUGUUUAAACAGUGACCAAUGUUUAAGGCUGUUAAAAUAAGCCUACUUUUACUAAUCGGGAAGUUUUCUAAAGGACUAAUUAAAUACUUACGUAACUGGC